AUAUAUAGCACCACAUAUUUUUUUUAUUAUAAGCCAGCCAACCGGAUCUCCGGUGGUGAGGCUCAAAAUGGCAUUGCUUCCACUUAUUGCAGAGAAAGAUAGUGAAAUUCUCCACGCUCAAACUCACAUAUGGAACCACAUCUUCAAUUUCAUCAAUUCCGGUUCCCUAAAAUGUGCAGUUCAGCUGGAGAUACCAGACAUCAUCCACAAACACGGUCAACCCAUGACCCUCACCCAGUUGGUCAACGCUCUCCCAAUCAACAACGCAAAAUCCGCCCAGCUCGGUCGUCUCAUGCGCACAUUAACUCAUUCCGGCUUCUUCGUCAGGACCAAAAUCCCCGGGACCGAAGGCUCGGAAGGCUAUUCCCUCGCCCCGUCCGCCACUCUCCUCCUUAAAGACAACCCCUUGAGCGUCAGACCUUUCUUGCUAGCCAUGCUUGACCCCAUUUUGACACAGCCAUGGCACAAUAUCAGAGAGUGGUUUCAGAACGACGACCCCACGCCGUUCGAUACGGCUCAUGGGAUGACCUUCUGGGACUAUGCUGGAAAGGAGCCCAAGCUUAACCGCUUCUUUAACGACGCCAUGGCCAGCGAUGCCCGGCUAGUUAUGAAUGUGGUGAUUAAGUAUUGCAGGGGAGUGUUUGAGGGGUUGAAUUCACUUGUGGAUGUUGGUGGUGGCACUGGAACUGUGGCCAAAACCAUCGCUGAGGCUUUCCCUGAUCUUAAGUGCACUGUGUUCGAUCUUCCGCACGUUGUCCAAGGCCUGGAAGGUACUAAGAACUUGGACUAUGCUGGAGGGGAUAUGUUCGUGUCAAUCCCUCCUGCGGAUGCUCUUUUACUCAAGUGGAUAUUGCAUGAUUGGAGUGAUGAAGAAAGUGUGAAAAUAUUGAAAAAAUGUAAAGAUUCGAUUCCUAGCAAAGAAAAAGGAGGAAAGAUUAUUAUAAUAGACAUGAUGGUAGAUAAUAAGAUAAAGGAUGAUGAGUCUGUUGAAACUCAGAUUUUCUUUGAUAUGUUGAUGAUGAUUCUGGUGACCGGACGAGAGAGGACAGAGAAAGAUUGGGCAAAACUCUUUUUUGAAGCUGGCUUCAGUGACUACAAAAUAAUUCCAAUCUUGGGAUUAAGGUCCUUAAUUGAAGUUUAUCCUUGAAGGAUUAAUAUUGUUCAUCUUGCACUAUGUGAUAAUAUAAUAAAUAUGUGAUAAAAGUUUAUCCUCGAGGGAUUAAUAAAUAUGGUUGAUCUUGCUAUAUGUCUCUGGAAAUUAAAAGAAUAAUCAAAUAAAUUAUAAUAUCUUCUUCUGAGUCUGUGUUACAUUCUGAUGCAAACUAUGCAUGUCUCCGGAAAUUGAUAAUGAUAUCCUCUUCCGAGUCUGUGACACAUUGUAAUGCAAAAUAUGUCUUCAGAAAUUGAUUAUAAUAUCCUCUUCUGGGUCCGUGACCCAUUCUGAUGCAAAA
Messenger RNA from Ipomoea triloba (trilobed morning glory), 1451 nucleotides. RefSeq names its product probable O-methyltransferase 3. Lineage: Eukaryota; Viridiplantae; Streptophyta; Magnoliopsida; Solanales; Convolvulaceae. Bases 68 to 1147 code for a protein of 359 amino acids. The record is from RefSeq and is a predicted model, not a curated record. Gene Ontology annotation, biological process: methylation. The transcript has 2 exons. Gene Ontology annotation, molecular function: protein dimerization activity; O-methyltransferase activity; S-adenosylmethionine-dependent methyltransferase activity.